AUGACGUCGCUCAUCGCAUCCGGCGCGCGGGCGGUCUCGACCGAAGCGCUGAAGCCGCUGGACACGUUCGAGCGACGACAUAACUCCGGAACGACGCAAGAAGUGGCGGAGAUGUGCGCGGUGAUCGGGUUCAAGGACAUCGACGCGCUGAUCGACGCGACGGUGCCGGAAAAUAUUCGCCUGAAGAAGACGAUGGACAUGGGCGAGUACACGCAGCCGCUCACGGAGAGCGAAUUCUUGACGAUGAUGAAGAACAUGGCGAGCAAGAAUAAGGUUUUUAAGAACUACAUCGGGACCGGGUAUCACGGCACGCACGUGCCGACGGUGAUUUUGCGUAACAUUUUGGAAAAUCCGGGGUGGUACACGCAGUACACGCCGUACCAGGCGGAGGCGUCGCAAGGACGCCUGGAAUCGUUGUUGAACUUUCAAACGAUGAUUACCGACUUGACCGGCAUGCCGCUGUCUAACUCGUCGUUGUUGGACGAAGGCACGGCUGCGGCGGAGGCGAUGACGAUGUGCUCUGCGUUGAACCGCGGUAAGAAGCCGAAGUUCUACGUGUCGAACAAGUGCCACCCGCAAACCAUCGCGGUGGUGCAGACGCGCGCCGAAGGUUUGGGUCUCGAAGCCGUCGUGGGCGAUGAGAACUCUUUCGAUUACACCGCGAAGGAUGUCUGCGGCGUUCUCGUGCAAUACCCGGCCACGGAUGGUUCGAUCAUCGACUACAAGCCCAUCGUGUCCCAGGCGCAAGCCAACGGCAUUCGCGUCGUCGCCGCCGCCGACUUGUUGUCGCUCACCAUGUUACAACCUCCGGGUGAAUGGGGUGCUGACAUCGUCAUCGGUUCAUCUCAGCGAUUCGGCGUGCCCAUGGGCUACGGUGGUCCGCACGCUGCCUUCUUGGCGACGACGCACGACUGCAAGCGUUUGAUGCCGGGCCGCAUCAUCGGCGAGUCCAUCGACGCCGAAGGCAAGCCGGCGCUUCGCAUGGCGAUGCAAACGCGCGAGCAACACAUCCGUCGUGACAAGGCGACUUCGAACAUUUGCACCGCGCAAGCGUUGUUGGCCAACAUAGCUGCCAUGUACGGUGUUUACCACGGUCCGGAGGGCUUGAAGCAAAUCGCCAAGCGCUCGCACGACUUUGCCGCCGUCUUCGCCGCCGGUGCCGAAAAGCUUGGCUUCAAGAACACCACCCCGGAGUUCUUCGACACCGUCACGCUGAAGUGCCCGAGUGGCGCGGAUGCCAUCGUCAAGGCGUGCGCGUCCGCUGGCAUCAACAUUCGCAAGAUGGACGCCGACCACGUCUCUUUGGCGUUUGACGAAACCACAGAAAUCGCCGACGUCGACGCUCUCUUCAAGGUGUUCGCUGGUGGCGCUGCCGCGCCCACCGUCGCGCAAGUUGCGCCGUCUGUGAACACGACCAUGCCGAUGGCGCGUAAGUCUGAAUUCAUGACCCACCCGGUGUUCAACCAGUACCACAGUGAACACGAGAUGGUGCGCUACCUCAAGCGCUUGGAAGAGAAGGAUCUCUCCUUGGUUCACUCCAUGAUCGCUCUCGGCUCUUGCACGAUGAAGCUCAACGCAACGACUGAAAUGAUUCCGAUCACGUGGCCGGAGCUUGCGAACAUUCACCCGUUCGCGCCGAAAGAUCAAACGCUUGGUUACCAAGAGAUGUUCCGCGGUCUCGAAAAGCAACUCUGCGAGAUCACCGGCUUCGACGCCAUGUCCCUCCAGCCGAACUCUGGUGCGUCUGGUGAGUACGCUGGUUUGAUGGGUAUCCGUGCCUACCACCAAUCUCGCGGUGACCACCACCGUGACGUGUGCAUCAUCCCGGUUUCCGCGCACGGUACCAACCCGGCGUCCGCCGCGAUGUGCGGCAUGAAGAUCGUCGUCAUUGGCACCGACGCCAAGGGUAACAUCAACGUCGCCGAGCUCAAGGCUGCGGCCGAAAAGCACUCCGCGAACUUGGCGGCUCUCAUGGUUACGUACCCGUCGACGCACGGUGUCUACGAGGAAGACAUCAAGGAAAUUUGCGAAGUCAUUCACCAACACGGCGGUCAAGUGUACAUGGACGGCGCCAACAUGAACGCCCAAGUCGGUUUGACUUCUCCGGGUUUCAUUGGUGCGGAUGUGUGCCACUUGAACUUGCACAAGACUUUCUGCAUUCCGCACGGUGGUGGUGGCCCGGGUAUGGGCCCGAUCGGUGUCAAGGCGCACUUGGCGCCCUUCAUGCCGGAUCACCCGUCCAUGAAGGAUGGUGCCGUCGCCGUCGGCGGGGACAAGCCCUUCGGUGUCGUCGCGGCUGCCCCGUACGGAUCCGCGCUCAUUUUACCGAUUUCCUUCUCUUACAUCGCUAUGAUGGGUUCCGAAGGUUUGGCGAACGCGUCUAAGCGCGCCAUCUUGAACGCCAACUACAUGUCCAAGCGCUUGGAGGAUUACUACCCGGUGCUCUUCAGCGGCAAGAACGACACGUGCGCGCACGAGUUCAUCCUCGACAUGCGCCCGAUCAAGGAUGCCACCGGCGUCGAAGUCGCGGACAUCGCGAAGCGCUUGAUGGAUUACGGUUUCCACUCGCCGACGAUGUCUUGGCCGGUCGCCGGUACGUUGAUGAUUGAGCCGACCGAGUCCGAGUCCAAGGCGGAGCUCGAUCGAUUCUGCGACGCUCUCAUCGCGAUUCGUGGUGAAAUCCGCGACAUUGAGGACGGUAAGGUGGACCGCGAGAACAACGUUCUCAAGAACGCCCCGCACACCGCGGAGGUCGUCACCGCGAAGGAGUGGAACCGCCCGUACCCGCGCGAUCUCGGUGCGUUCCCGGUUGAAUGGACUCGCUCUCACAAGUUCUGGCCGCAAACCUCUCGCAUCGACGACGUCUACGGCGACAGAAACCUCGUCGCGAGCCGCGCGGCUGUGGAAGUCGCCGUCGCUCAAACCGCUUAAAAAUCACAUUUUGCACUCGUUAGGAGAAAUGUAAUUCAUCACGCCUUAAUUCACUAUUCUGACAAGCUAAAAAUUCUAAAUCAACCGCAAGUGUUCUUGUGCGUCGUCCCGGCGCCCAUCCGUCGGUGCGUAAAACGUCCCCGCGGCUAACGCCGAGGCCCACACCACCACACACACGCACGCCGCUAGUUGUAAGUACAUCGUGGACGAGCUAUUCUCAUCCACUGAUGUGUCCUCUACGUCAGAGUAUUCCUCCAGACCGGCGCGACCGCCCUUGGUCCACGACUCGCCCUCGCCGUCUAAACCUUGUGAGUCGU
This is a messenger RNA of Ostreococcus lucimarinus CCE9901, 3248 nucleotides long. RefSeq lists its product with no specific name. The transcript has a single exon. The record is from RefSeq and is a predicted model, not a curated record. Bases 1 to 2931 code for a protein of 976 amino acids. Gene Ontology annotation, biological process: glycine decarboxylation via glycine cleavage system. Gene Ontology annotation, cellular component: apoplast; mitochondrion; chloroplast envelope. NCBI's taxonomy places the organism in Eukaryota, Viridiplantae, Chlorophyta, Mamiellophyceae, Mamiellales, Bathycoccaceae. Gene Ontology annotation, molecular function: pyridoxal phosphate binding; glycine binding; glycine dehydrogenase (decarboxylating) activity.